Molecule: messenger RNA, 1887 nt
Organism: Lottia gigantea (owl limpet)
Lineage: Eukaryota; Metazoa; Mollusca; Gastropoda; Lottiidae
Exons: 13
Coding region: 1-1887 (628 amino acids)
Biological process (GO): homophilic cell-cell adhesion; axon guidance; dendrite self-avoidance
Cellular component (GO): axon; plasma membrane
Molecular function (GO): cell-cell adhesion mediator activity
Source: RefSeq, a predicted model, not a curated record
AUGUUGGACAGAAAAAGUAACAAUAACAAGAAAUAUGUCAUUUUUUCGUCGUCUGUAGCUCUACUGAGUGUGGCUUUAGGAAUUAUUGUAGUUUUUGAGCACCAGAAAUUAAAAGAGCUCGAGAGUAGACUGUUAAACGUGGAAUCUGGUAAUGAUGUUACGCGGGUUAGGAGACAUGUUGACGAAUAUAUUAAGAAUACCAAUACAAAGAGAAGCUUAACUGAAUCAAUUAAAUCAGAAGUCGAACCAUUUAUACGUGAAUUAUUUGAUUCCUCCGUAAAGAAUCUCGAGAAGUUAUGUGGUGAUUCUUCUAAAAUAUGCCUUCCAGGUCCACAAGGCCCAAAGGGUGAUCGAGGACCAAGAGGUCAGCCUGGUUCAGCUGGUGCUCCACCAACUACUGCUUGUUGUGAGCGUUUGAUUGCCCCGGUAAUAAAAGGUCCACUGUAUGAGGAAAUAACAGCAACAUAUAACAUAGAUAUCCUGUUACCAUGUGAGCCGAAUGUUGGUUACCCUACACCGUUGGUCUUCUGGAAUACCACCGUACUUGGCACAUUUAUAAACAAACCAAAUGGUCUAUUUAUACCCAAAGCUCAAGCACACCACGAAGGUCAUUAUGAAUGUACCAUAUCAAAUAUUUUUGGUACUUCUACUAAAAAGAUUGACCUGAAAGUAAAAGGAAAGAUAACAGUUAACGUUACCAUACCCGCCAAGGCGUUUGUAGAUGGUAACCAUGAAUCUGCUAGACUGGUUUGUGACUAUACAGGAGUACCAUUGCCCUCUAUAUCGUGGAGGCAUAUUGGUCUGGAUGGUACCAAUGCCACAGUGACUAAUAAUGUUGUCACCAUAGGUUAUCAAAGCGUACUAACGUUUUCUGAUCUAGUGUUUCUGCAUUCUGGAGUUUACAUUUGCACUGCUUCUAACAGAUAUGAAACUGUAGUUUCUUAUGGUGUUCUCGAAGUGCAAGCUAAACCAUACAUGAUAACAAGCCACUUCCGUAAUUUGUCGGUAAUCAAAGGAAAAGAUUUAAUUCUCGAAUGUACAGUGGUUAGCAACCCUAUUGCUGCAAUUACUUGGAAGUUACCAGAGAUUUCUGGUCAUACACCGUUCAACGUAUUUGACAAUGGAGAUGGGUCUAUUACUAUUAGAGAUGCCCAACAAAUCAAUGAAGGAGACUAUACAUGUAUUGCAUCAAACAGUUAUGGAAACGUCAAUGCUACGUCAACGGUCGACGUAUUAGAACCGGUAACUGUUCAAAUAGUACAGGCAAGACACCGCAUAGGAGAUCCCAAUGUCAAUUUCAUUGCUUUAGAUUGUCGUGCAAAAGGUGAUCCACAACCAACAUUAAAAUGGGACAAACUGGGAACAGUGUUAGAUCGAAAAGAAAGUCGCUAUAUAUUCCUUGACAAUGGUGAUUUUAUAAUUAGUAGUGUUUCUAAUGCUACUUCUGAUAUAGACUCUGGUGUUUAUACCUGUACAGCAUCAAAUAGUCACUCAUCUAAUACAGCUUAUGGAAUAAUAUAUUACGACCACGCUGAUGUAGACUGUAAUACGAAAUUUGAAGAUUUUUCCUCCAAACUUGCAUUAGCUCACAGAGCAAAGUGUCCGUUAGAUUGUUUAUCCAAGAGUGGUGAAAUUUAUGGUAGUGGACCUUAUAGUAUGAAUUCGCCUAUUUGUAAAUCAGCGGUACACAAAGGAGUUCUUGGUAAUAGUGGAAACCAAAUUGUUCUGUGGUAUACGUCAUUAGGUACCAAUGCCAAUUUUCAAGGAACAACAAAGAACGGCGUAACAACUCAUACGUCGGGUCCAUUAUUUGAUGCUGCCUCUAUCCUAGAUAUCUCCACUGGAUUGUAUCCCAAAGUUAAAUCAACAUCUCACGUUAUUGGCUAA